Molecule: messenger RNA, 921 nt
Organism: Fonsecaea multimorphosa CBS 102226
Lineage: Eukaryota; Fungi; Ascomycota; Eurotiomycetes; Chaetothyriales; Herpotrichiellaceae
Exons: 1
Coding region: 1-921 (306 amino acids)
Molecular function (GO): protein binding
Source: RefSeq, a predicted model, not a curated record
AUGUCGCUACCGCUCGAGUGUUUACCACCAGAAGUUCUCCUCCGCAUCCUCUUCUUCCUGGAAAUCCCCGACCUGCUCCAAGUGAGUCGCACAUGCCACAAGCUGCGCGAAAUCGCUUGCGACCCUCUACUUCACCUCGAGCGACUGCACCAUGUCUCCCAUACUCUAUCCACCCUGUUAGCCCGGCGGCCGUCCAAGUCUGCCAUCAGUCCUCCCAAUUCGUGGAUAUGGCUAAGCAAGACCAAUGUUCUCUCGCGCCAAAUCAGCAAGAGUUUAAUACGCAUCCGACUAAGCCAUAAUCUCGAACACAGACCGAGUCCGUAUGACUUGGUACAGAGGGCGAUCCUCCCAUCUACAUGCACAAACUAUUCUUCGCCGGUUUCGCCGGUCCUGAUACAGUCACAACAGGCCGUGCAAAAGAGCAGAUUAAAGGAUGGAUUAUGUCGCAAACUCGAGCGUCGGCCGAGCAUGAAUAGUCUGGUGUCUCUCAACAUCAUGCCCGAAGAGUGCGCGCGGCACAGUGUCUCUCCUGCCAUCGUGGCCACGAGGCGCAAAGUGAUCAGAGAGAGCUUGAAGGACGGGCUCCGCGCAUGGGUUGAAGGACGCGCAAUACAAGCACAAAAGAGGAAAGCAGAUGAGAUGGACGCUACGGAAAAGAUUACUGUCAAGAGCUUGGUAAGGAGGUUCGCCGCAAGAAAGGUCGCUGUGGACCUGGAGACCCGGGGACUAGGUCGUCUUGUUGAUCCAGUCGUGGCUGAGAAGAGGAAGGCACAGGCGAAAUGGGGCAGGGAGGUCGAGCUUGCAAAGAGGGAUCAAGAACGAAGAGCCGCCACCAAUGGUGCUUGUGCGCAACCGACGCGGGCACAUGUCUUGGGACUCAAGAAGUUCUGGGAGGGAGUUAUUCGGGCGGCUGCUGGAUGA